Penicillium verhagenii is the source of this 669-nucleotide messenger RNA. RefSeq lists its product as uncharacterized. Lineage: Eukaryota; Fungi; Ascomycota; Eurotiomycetes; Eurotiales; Aspergillaceae. The transcript has 2 exons. Bases 1 to 669 code for a protein of 222 amino acids. The record is from RefSeq and is a predicted model, not a curated record.
AUGUCACCUCUUUCAUCUCUCCCAACUCGGGAGAUAGCUGGAAUCACAAUCCCAGAUACCCCGCUCGUCAACAAGAGCAUCGCUUACGUGCGAGAUCAAGUCGAUAAUUUCACAUACAAUCACGUUAUGAGAAGCUUUCUAUUCGCAAUCACAUCCGUCCCCAUUGCUACUGCUGUGGCGCCUGGCUACCCUAUCGACUACGAGGUCAUCGCUAUAAGCACACUCCUCCACGAUCUGGCCUGGGCUGUGAGCAGUGACAAAUGCACGCCAGACAAGCGAUUUGAGGUUGACAGUGCCAAUGCAGCACGGGAGUUCUUAGUUACGACUACUCGCGAUGAUGCUAGCUGGUCCGAUAAUCGGGUGCAACUUGUCUGGGAUGCCAUUGCACUACAUACCACCAAUUCCAUUGCCAUGCACAAGCAACCUGAGGUGAUGCUUGCGCAUGUAGGCGGAGCGGGUCCGUUGACUUCGAAAAUCUUCAAUGAUAUUGUCAGUGUCUUUCCGAGAGAGAAUUUCCAGGACGGUGUGAGGCGCAUUAUGUGUGACUUGUGUAAGAUCAAACCUCAGACCACAUAUGAUAAUUUUGUUGCCGAAUAUGGAGAGAAAUAUGUGGAGGGAUAUGAUAGAACUGGCAAGAAAACUGUCGAUUUUCUGGAGUCUGGCAUUUGA